AUGCUGCCGGCGACCAUGCGAUCCGCCGUCACUCUCGCCCUGCGCCCCUGCGCCCGUGGCCUCACGGCCAAGUCGCUGCCCUCACAUGGCGCCCUCGUCCGCCGAAGCUUCCUGAUCGCACCUAGCUACAAGUCGCGGGUCGCCGUGCGUGGCUUUGCUGCGACAGCCACCGCCAGCAAGACCACGGGCCGGACCGCCGCGAAGGCUGCGACCAAGCCCAAGCCCAAGCCCAAGGCAAAGGCAAAGGCCACAACGACUAAGGCCAAGAAGACCGCGAAGGCGCCAGCAAAGAAGGCCGCGGCAAAGCCUGCGGCUGGCAGGAAGAAGAAGGAAAUCUCCCCCGAGAAGCGGAAGGUGUUGCUGCGGCGUGAACUCAAGAAGAAGGCCAUGCUGAACCAGGAGCCCAAGAACCUGCCUACGAAUCCUUGGUUGGUCUUCUCGACCACGGCUUUGAAGGCGCAGGCGGGCGGGGUCAGCGUGAUUAGCAGCAGGGUGCCGGCCCUCGCUGCCGAGUUCAAGAAUCUCUCAUCUUCCGAGCUCGAGCGUCUGCGGGAGACUGCGAUACAGAACAAGGCGAUAAAUGCAGGCAACUACAAGACAUGGGUUGAGAGCCACUCCGUAGCCGACAUCAUCGCGGCGAACCAGGCCCGCCUGCGCCUCAAGCGCGAAUGCGACGUAACUGCGCACCCCCUCAAGAUCGUUGACGAACGUGUGCCCAAGCGACCUGCGACCAACGGCUUCGCUUAUUUCACCAAGGCCAAGCGCGCCGAUGACCCUCACGCAGCCAUUGGGGCAUUUGCGAAGCAAUUGUCCCAGCAGUGGAGGACUCUGUCGGAGGCUGAGAAGAGGCCGUAUGCUGACCUGGCAGCUGCUGAGUGGGCCAAGUAUUCAAAGGCAAUGGAGAAGUUCUCGCUUUGA
Molecule: messenger RNA, 918 nt
Organism: Diaporthe amygdali
Lineage: Eukaryota; Fungi; Ascomycota; Sordariomycetes; Diaporthales; Diaporthaceae
Product: hmg box protein
Exons: 2
Coding region: 1-918 (305 amino acids)
Source: RefSeq, a predicted model, not a curated record